GGGCGGGCCCAGAGGCCUGGGGCUUUAGGAGGCGAGCGGGCCGCGGGCCGGCCUGACGCUGCUGCACCGCGGGAGGCGCAUGGCGGGCAUGGCGCUGGCGCGGGCCUGGAAGCAGAUGUCCUGGUUCUACUACCAGUACCUUCUGGUCACGGCACUCUACAUGCUGGAACCCUGGGAGCGGACCGUGUUCAAUUCGAUGCUGGUGUCCGUGGUGGGGAUGGCACUGUACACCGGCUAUGUCUUUAUGCCUCAGCACAUCAUGGCCAUACUGCAUUACUUUGAAAUUGUACAGUGACGAAGAUGUGCCCAGGAUCCAGAGGUUCCUGGGGGGAAGAUCGAUCCGCCUUGUGAAGUUGGAAUGAGACCUCAUCUGAUGUACGAUGCUCUCCGGAUGUCAACAUACCCAACCUUAUAAAUAACAGAGACUAAAAUUCAUGAGUAGAACAGGAAAAUCAUCCUGACUCAUGUGUUGUGUUCUUUCUUUUUGAUUUUAAAAAGAGGCUCUUAUAUAGUAGCUUUUGUCUAUUUUAACAUUGUAGUCAUUUGUACUUUGAUAUCAGUAUUUUCUUAACCUUUGUGACUGUUUCAAUAUUACCCAGUGAAAGCUUUUCUUAAUGUAACUUUGAGUACAUCUUAAUUGCCUUCUAUUUUUUAAAUCCAAGGUCAUUAGUUGGGCUUUACUGUUCUUGCUAUUGUAUACAUCUGCCUGGACAUAUUUCUAUUCUUGACCAAAGUUUUGUAAGAACUAUUACAGAAUUUGGGGAUGGAAGGGAGGAUACUUGGAGACCUACUUUAAAGGAUUUAUCUGCAAGCUUGAACUCAGGAGUAUGGGUUUAGCUGCCUAGGCUCUUAACAGCUUUUGCUCCACAACUAUUAAAGUGUUUCUUAGUAGUGAAAAUGUAGAGAUCUUGCUAAAAUGAACACAAGGAACGUUUCACCUUUUAGAUAUCUAAUUCUUACGUGGACUUAUUUCCAGCCAACUUUGAUUCUCGUGAGGGUGGGUGGUCAAUAGCAUUGUGUAAUGCUUCGAUAUACUGUAGAGCUUUUCAUAGAAGGCAGAGUGCAGUUUCCUCUGAGGCAAUAUUGAUGGUGUAUGUGCUCAAAGUCCGUCUGCCGAUUGUGACAGGUGCUGUGAACUGCGUUUGCACACUGUGGGAAGAUGUGAUGAGAUGAACUGUUUAGAACCGUAGCCAAAAGAAAUGUAAACUUGGUUAAAAAUCCUUCCACUCUUUGUAUUUUUUUUAAAAAGGUUUUUAUUCCUUAGAUGUAAAAUGACUACCUAAUUUUUUUUGAUGUAAACUCAUUAAAUUCAAAGAAAAAAAAAUCAAUGAAUAUAGCAGUAUAUCUUUUCUUUUAUGGUUAAA
Arvicola amphibius (Eurasian water vole) is the source of this 1364-nucleotide messenger RNA. It is a transcript of the gene Sptssa, whose product is annotated as serine palmitoyltransferase small subunit A. The transcript is spliced from 2 exons. Gene Ontology annotation, cellular component: serine palmitoyltransferase complex. NCBI's taxonomy places the organism in Eukaryota, Metazoa, Chordata, Mammalia, Rodentia, Cricetidae. Bases 80 to 295 code for a protein of 71 amino acids. Gene Ontology annotation, molecular function: serine C-palmitoyltransferase activity. Gene Ontology annotation, biological process: ceramide biosynthetic process. The record is from RefSeq and is a predicted model, not a curated record.